CAGAAAACAUUUCGAAACAUGAUCAAAUCAUUGGAUAUUUCCAGUGUGAAUUCUGCAAGGUUGUCUCUAAGAAGAGUAUUUGAAGAGGUUUUCAGUGAUCGAAACUGCAAUUGGGGUCGUAUCGUAACCAUUGUAGCAUUUUCUGUUGAAGUCUCAAGGUUUGGACAGAAAUUGAACAAUGAAGAUAGCAAACACUUUCCAGAAAAAAUAUCAGAAUUUGUUUCAGAAUACAUAAACGAAUAUCUGUCUACUUGGAUUGUAUCUCAAGGUGGUUGG
Molecule: messenger RNA, 276 nt
Organism: Helobdella robusta
Lineage: Eukaryota; Metazoa; Annelida; Clitellata; Rhynchobdellida; Glossiphoniidae
Exons: 1
Biological process (GO): intrinsic apoptotic signaling pathway in response to DNA damage; extrinsic apoptotic signaling pathway in absence of ligand; regulation of apoptotic process
Cellular component (GO): mitochondrial outer membrane
Molecular function (GO): protein homodimerization activity; protein heterodimerization activity
Source: RefSeq, a predicted model, not a curated record